AUGGCUGACAUCGAACCUAUGAAGCAGAAUCAAGAUCUUGAACCCGAACAAAAACGUAAAGUUUUUAUUGGUAGUUUAUCAUACAAUAUUGACGAGAAUGCAUUUCGUGAAUAUUGGACAAAAUUUGGUUCAGUUAUAGAAGCAACGAUCUUACGUGAUCGUGAUGGCCAUUCACGUGGCUUUGGUUUUGUUACAUUUACUGAUCCGUCAAGUGUUGACGCUGUCAUGCAAUCAAGACCACAUACACUUGAUAAUCGUAUUGUUGAACCCAAACGUGCAAUUCCUCGUGAAGAGACUCACAAACCAAAUAUGCAAUUAUCAGUAAAAAAACUUUAUUUAGGCGGUGUUAAAGAUCCAAUAACGGAGAACGAUCUUAAAGAUUACUUUACUAAAUUUGGUUCAAUAACAGAUGUUGUUGUUAUGAAAGAUCGUGAUGGGCAAUAUCGGGGAUAUGGUUUUGUUGAAUUUGAUGAUUAUGAUCCGGUGGAUAAAAUUAUACUAGAAAAAAGUCAUAUUGUAUGUGGUCGGCAAUUAGAUGUCCAAAAAGCUCAAUCAAGAGAUGCAACACAACGUUCAGGUAAUAGUCGACCUCCUCGACAAGGACCACCAUCAACAUCUAGACCGAACUAUGAUGGUGGUUAUAAUAAUUAUCCACAAGAUAAUAUGAAUGAUCCAUUUGGACAAAUGCAGAAUAAUAAUUUUAAUGGUUAUGGAUCGAAUUUUAAUGAAGGCAAUGGUAAUUGGACUUCAUUUGGUCAAGGAUAUGGUCAACAAAGUGUUGGUGGACCUAUGCGACGGGGAAAUAUGGGUGGCAGCGGCGGUGGCGGCGGCGGCGGCGGCGGCGGUGGUGGUCGUGGCUAUGCACCUUAUAAUGGUCGUGGUAGUGGUGGUGGUCGAGGACGUGGUAGCGGCGGUGGCGGUGGCGGUGGCAAUCGAGGAGGAGGCCCAGGUCCAUCGUGGACUUCAUGGAAUUAA
Rotaria socialis is the source of this 975-nucleotide messenger RNA. Lineage: Eukaryota; Metazoa; Rotifera; Eurotatoria; Philodinida; Philodinidae. The record is from the annotation of a GenBank genome assembly.